This is a messenger RNA of Rhizophagus irregularis DAOM 181602=DAOM 197198, 737 nucleotides long. The record is from RefSeq and is a predicted model, not a curated record. NCBI's taxonomy places the organism in Eukaryota, Fungi, Glomeromycota, Glomeromycetes, Glomerales, Glomeraceae.
AUGUUGUACGAAAUUAUUUCUGGACUUAAUAAGAUACAUGAAGAAAAACUUAUUCAUUGUGAUAUUCAUGAUGGAUUAUGUCAACCUGUAAAAUCGUUUUUGAAAAAGUAUGAUAUUUAUGGUGUUAUAUCAUUUAUGGCACCUGAAAUUUUAAGAGGUAGAUCUUAUACUCCAGCUAGUGAUAUAUAUAGUUUUUCUAUGAUUAUGUGGGAGUUUACAUCUGGAAUACCACCAUUUAAUAAUAGAGCACAUGAUCUUCAACUUACUUUAAGUAUUUGUAAAGGUGAACGUCCUGAAAUUAUUGAAAAUACUCCACAAUGUUAUGUAGAUUUAAUGAAAAAAUGUUGGAAUGAAGAUCCAUUAAAAAGACCAUCUUCUGAAGAAGUAUUAAAAAUUAUUAAAAAAUGGAUUUUCCAUCCUGAUGAUGAUGAAAUUAAUGAAAAAUUAAAAAGCAACAUUAUGGAAUUUAUAAAUGCACCAAUUGGGAGUAACAAACUUGCUACUAAAUCUCAUCCUGAAGCAUGUUUUACAAGUCGCUUACUUGAUUUUACUAGUAAAAAAUUGAAUGAAAUUCUUGAAAAUGAGAAUACUAGUAAAAAGUUGAAUGAAAUUCCUGAAAGUGAAGAUUCACGAGCUAGUGUAAAAGCAAAUGAAGUGCUAGUAAGUGAAGAUUUAAAUGAUUAUAUAAUUAAGGGACUGGGUCAUUAGAAUUAAUCUUAUAUUAAAGCAGAUGAAAA